AUCUAUUACUUCAUGUUCAUCGCUCCUUCUACCAUGCUAAGCUUCUCCAUCCUACUUGUUUUCAUCACUUUUGCUUUGCGGUACAUCUUCAAGCUCCAAUGGCAAGGCAUGGUCCAAAAGCCUAAGCAACCUACUCUUCCGCCAAGCCCUAAACCUUGGCCUAUUGUGGGAAACCUCCCUGAAUUCAUCAUAAACAAGAAGAAAACAUCGGUAUCUCAUUGGAUACACUCGUUCAUGGAAGAAAUGAACACCGAAAUUGCUUGUAUUCGUCUAGGAAAUGUUCAUGUGAUUCCCGUCACUUGUCCUGAAAUCAGUCUCGAAUUCUUUAAAAAACAGGAUGCUGUUUUUGCUUCUAGACCCCUUACCAUGGCCACUGAUGUCCUAACAAAAGGCUACUUAGGCACAGGUUUUGGACCCUUGGGAGAUCAGUGGAAGAAAAUGAAGAGAGUUAUGGCUAACGAGGUGCUUUCACAGGCAACACAUCGAUGGCUUCAUGAGAAAAGAGGUGAAGAAGCUGAUAACCUCGUGCGUUACGUGCUUAACCAAUGCAAAAAUAGUGAUGAAGGCGGCCUUGUGAACUUAAGAUUGGCUGCCCGACACUAUUGUGGCAAUGUAAUAAGGAAGAUGAUGUUUAAUAGGAGAUACUUGGGAAAAGGGAAAGCAGAUGGUGGACCUGGUUUUGAGGAAGAAGAGUACGUCGACGCCAUUUUCACCAUUCUUGCUCAUAUUAAUUCCUUUUGUAUAUCCGAUUACUUACCGUUCUUGAGAGGCCUCGACCUGGAGGGGCAUGAGAAAGUUAUGGAAGAGGCAACUAAAGUUUUGGAGAAGUAUCAUGAUCCCAUAAUUGAAGAUAGGAUUCAACAAUGGAGAGAUGGCAGAAAACAUGAACCCCAAGACUUGCUUGAUGUUUUGGUUUCUUUGACUGAUGAAAAUGGUAACAUCCCGCUACUUUCAACGGACGAGAUCAAAGCUCAAAUUAACGAAACUAUGAUUGCAACAUUGGAUAAUCCAUCAAACGCCCUAGAAUGGGCGGCACUUGCGGAGAUGUUAAACAAACCAGAGAUGCUACAAAAGGCAGUAGAUGAGUUGGAUGAUGUGGUUGGAAAAGAUAGGUUAGUACAAGAGUAUGAUCUCCCAGGACUCAACUACAUCAAAUCAUGCGCAAGAGAAGCCUUUAGACUCCAUCCCAUCGCCCCAUUUAACGUUCCUCACAUGUCAUUGACCGAUACAACAGUGGCCGACUACUUCAUCCCUAAGGGUAGCAAUGUCAUCCUUAGCCGGGUAGGACUCGGUCGGAACCCUAAAGUUAGGGACGAGCCAUGCAAGUUCAAGCCAGAACUUCACCUCCAGGAUUGUAAUACAGGCGAAGAAGUGGUGCUUGCGGAGCCAGAAUUGCGGUUCUUAUCGUUCAGUAGAGGAAGGAGAGGAUGCCCCGGCGUGGUCCUUGGAAGUUCAAUGACUACCAUGUUGUUUGCAAGGCUUUUGCAAGGUUUCCAUUGGAGUAUCCCGGAAAAUCAGGGAACUAUUGAUCUUUGUCAAGGAAAGAAAGAUUCCUUUCUGGCAAAACCGCUGCUUGCUGUUGCAAAGUCAAGGUUGCCACUUCAUGUUUACUCUGUUUCAAGGUAAAUGAAGAGAAAGAGAACUUCAAUGAUAAACUAGAGGUAAAGGGAAAAGGGAAUAAAAUGAUGGUUUAGUUUGGAAUUUGUAACAUGGUAUGUCUUCCUUAUAAUUAUAUUUAUAAUUAAUAUCGUAACUAAAUCAACAAGGUGUAGCUUUAAAUUGAACAGGGUUGUCUUUUGUUGGCAUGUAUAUAUAUAUAUUUAGAAUUUUAAAGUAUUUCGAUAUAUAAUGAGGAAGAUGAGAAAGUUAUAAUUAAA
Molecule: messenger RNA, 1877 nt
Organism: Gossypium arboreum
Lineage: Eukaryota; Viridiplantae; Streptophyta; Magnoliopsida; Malvales; Malvaceae
Product: isoleucine N-monooxygenase 2-like
Exons: 2
Coding region: 13-1626 (537 amino acids)
Molecular function (GO): monooxygenase activity; heme binding; oxidoreductase activity, acting on paired donors, with incorporation or reduction of molecular oxygen
Source: RefSeq, a predicted model, not a curated record